GGGUACCUUUGGUUGCGUGUAGGCAUCAGCCCGCGAUGAUUUGAGACUGUUGCUUGUCUCCCGAUCAUAAAUAGUUGCUCUGUUCCGGUUGCAAAUGGAUGCCCACGAUCUGUAAUUGCAUCAAUCACCAGGUUGAGGACUCUGUCUCUUUCGAACAGCACCUAUCAAGCUCAACCCAUUGAAAAAAUCCUCCUACUUCGUCCUUGUCACUGAAUCAACAUGCGCGUUGCUACCGUCAUCUUCGGCGCUUUCGCCGCAACUGUUGCUGCUGCCGCCGGCGACGUCCACCUCCAGCUCCACAAGAGAAUCGAACCGACCAAGAUCAUCAAGGUCCUUGAAGCCCGCGGCACCCCCGAGUGUACAAACGCCGUCUACGCCUUCGCCAGCGCCGUCACCGGCAGCGACCCCCUUCCCACCCCGAACUUCGCCCUUCAAGAGUGGGCCGCCACGGCAUCCCUUGCCAACGGCACGGUAGACCCUUGCAGCACCAUCUCCGUCACAGACUCAAUGAGCGCCCAGUACACCUCAUGGUCGAACGCCGUUGAGUCAUGGCAGACCGCCCAUAUGUCGGAGAUGCGCGCCGUGUGGCAUGAGUGCACCGAUAUCCCCAUCAUCGCGGCCGAGGUCAAGAGCCUUCUGGCCUCUGGAGGCUACUGCAGCACCAAGCUGGCAGCGCUCACCAGCGAGGGUGGGGCGGCGGCGACUGGCACCAGCAAGGGCGCCGCACCGAGAGAGACUGGAAUGGCUGUUGCUGCUGCCGCUGCUGCCGGCUUCGUCUAUGCUGCUAUGCAGUAA
Messenger RNA from Colletotrichum scovillei, 795 nucleotides. RefSeq lists its product as uncharacterized. The transcript has a single exon. Lineage: Eukaryota; Fungi; Ascomycota; Sordariomycetes; Glomerellales; Glomerellaceae. The record is from RefSeq and is a predicted model, not a curated record. The coding region runs from base 220 to 795 and encodes 191 amino acids.